UCGGUCAUACUGUUGCAAAACAACAACAAAAAACACUGAUAAAACACACAUAAUUUACUGCCUUUGUUAGCCCCGGCUAUCAGCUAAUCUUACUGGGUUGAGCACUCGUAUUGUUGUCCAGUGCGCCAGUUAAACUUUGUCCUCACCCGCAACACCAUGGCAGCCUACCAGAUGGGAUCGGGCCACGCAGUGCCCAUGACUCUCUUCAGGGACAACAGGGAUCGCGCCGUGAAGGCCAUCCUCAAGGAGCUCCUGCCGGGCCUGAAGUUCGAUGCGGGCAACCUGCUGGUGCUCCUUGAGGGCGGCAAGGACAAGAGCCUGUACAACACCGACGUGGACUACGUGUUCCGGCAGGAGUCCUACUUCCAGUACUUGUUCGGGGUCAAGGAGCCGGGCUGCUAUGGCGUCCUCACCAUCGAUGUGAAGACGGGCGACCAGAAGAGCGUUUUGUUUGUGCCCCGCUUUCCGGAUGAGUACGGCACCUGGAUGGGCGAACUGCUGGGCCUGCAGGAGUUCAAGGACAUGUACGAGGUGGACAAGGUCUGCUACGCCGACGAACUGAACACCUAUCUGGAGAGGGCGUCGCCCAAGCUGAUACUCACGCUGAGCGGCACCAACAGCGAUAGCGGGCUCACCCUUCAGCCGCCGGAGUUUGAGGGCAAGGAGAAGUACGUGACCGACUGCGAUCUGCUCUAUCCCAUCCUUUCCGAGUGCCGGGUGAUCAAGUCACCCGAGGAGAUCGAGGUGCUGCGGUAUGUCGCCAAAGUUUCCUCGGACGCCCACAUCAGGGUGAUGAAGUUCAUGCGCCCCGGUCGCAUGGAGUUCGAGGGCGAGUCCCUGUUCCUGCAUCACGCCUACUCCGUGGGCGGCUGCCGGCACGCCUCUUACACCUGUAUCUGCGGCAGUGGGACGAACUCCUCGAUUUUGCACUAUGGUCACGCAGGAGCACCUAACAGCCGACCCGUCCAGGACGGCGAUCUCUGCCUGUUCGACAUGGGCGCCAACUAUUGCGGCUAUGCGGCAGAUAUUACCUGCACUUUCCCUGCCAACGGCAAGUUCACCGAGGACCAGAAGUUCAUAUACAACGCUGUGCUGGAUGCCCGCAAUGCUGUCACGGAGGCGGCCAGAGAUGGAGUCUCUUGGGUAGACAUGCACAGGUUGGCGGGCAAGGUGAUGCUGCAGCGCCUCAAGGAGGGCGGCAUGCUGAAGGGCGAUGUGGAGGAGAUGCUCGAGGCAGGUGUUUCUGGAGUAUUCCAGCCCCACGGUCUGGGCCAUUUGAUCGGUCUGGAUGUGCACGAUGUGGGCGGAUAUCUACCUGCGGAACCCAAGCGCCCCAGUGAACCGUGGCUGAGCAAGUUGCGCUUUGCCCGCAUCCUUAGGGCCGGCAUGUAUGUGACCAUCGAGCCGGGCUGCUACUUUAUCAAUUGGCUGAUGGACAAAGCCUUGGCCGAUCCAAACAUUGUCAAGUACAUCAACGUGGAGGUGUUCAACCGCUUCCGUGGAUUUGGAGGCGUGCGCAUCGAGGACGAUGUGCUGAUCACUAAAACUGGCGUCGAGAACUUUGCGAUCGUGCCGAGGACAGUUGAGGAAAUCGAGGCAACCAUGAGCUCGUCAUAAAUAAAAUUUACAGGCUUACAGCUUGGGAAAAAGUAUCGUACACUUAUGCAUAUGUUAUAUACUGGUAUCAUAAUCAAGUUAUGGAAUAUACAAUAAAUAAAUAUAAUGA
Messenger RNA from Drosophila subpulchrella, 1726 nucleotides. It is a transcript of the gene Dip-C, whose product is annotated as xaa-Pro dipeptidase. The transcript has a single exon. Lineage: Eukaryota; Metazoa; Arthropoda; Insecta; Diptera; Drosophilidae. The record is from RefSeq and is a predicted model, not a curated record. Gene Ontology annotation, molecular function: metalloaminopeptidase activity; manganese ion binding. The coding region runs from base 157 to 1617 and encodes 486 amino acids.